Macaca mulatta (Rhesus monkey) is the source of this 3926-nucleotide messenger RNA. NCBI's taxonomy places the organism in Eukaryota, Metazoa, Chordata, Mammalia, Primates, Cercopithecidae. The record is from RefSeq and is a predicted model, not a curated record.
CAACCUCAAGUAUUUCUUUGUAUCAGUGUGAAAACAGACUAAUAUGCUUUCUGAUAUUCAUGCUUGAGGAAUUGGGGGAUUCAGACUACCCGGGAUAAAAUUGUGCCCCACCCUUAGCAGUCAUGUGACCUUGGGGAGGUUACUUACCUUCUCCAUCUCAACUUCUUCUGUAAAAUCUGUUAAAUGAGAUUGUUUCUGAGGGUUAAAUGUCCAUAACACAGUGGGCAGAUUGUUUCUGAGGGUUAAAUGAGCAUAACACACUGGGGACACUGUCAGGCACACACUACUUGCCAGAUGUCGAGUAUUCAUCUUUAUUGAAUUAGGACUGUGGUAACCCACUUUAGACUGCAGUAACCCACUUUAUGGCUCUCGAUUUUGUAUGACGGAAUCAUACUUAGUGCUUUGUUAGUAAAAGAAAGAAAAUCUGAAAGUCCCUGCCAUGGAAGGAAGAAAUAGCGGGGAGAAAAGGGAGUUGGUAAGUUUCAGCAUUUCAGAGCUUGGAGGGACGAGUUAGGUUUCUAUUUUAUGGAGAAGGAGGUGGAGGCAGGAUGGGUCCUAAGGUGUCAUUCAAGACACACAGCCAUAACUCUUUACUGAGAAUAGAGCUAGGGCCCCAGGGAUUGCUGUGGUCGAGUUGCAGACAAAAAACAACCACUCAUUGGAAGACAGGAGAGGAGUGUUUAGUUACAAAAGCAGUCAGCCAUUCAGGUGUAUCUACAUUCAGUCAGUAAAUAAAAGUUGUUCAGCUUGGUUGCUAAUGGGACCCACUCUACUGAGGCUUUGUGUAGAACUCAUAGAGGAAGAUGGCUUCAAGCAACGAACUACCCUGUGCUUUUCUUAGGACUAAAAAGCUCAGGAAGCUGGUGAUGAAUGAAAACCUUAGUCCCACUGGCACUGCACGAGGGGCCAGGAGAGCAGCAGCAUCAUAAGCCACAGGGUGGGGCAGCCCAGGCAGGGGCAUUCUGAGCUGUUGGGGAGGGGUGGCAACCAGGGUGGGGCACUGUGAACUGUCGGGGAGGGCAUUGUGAAGUGUGAGGUGGGGCAUUGUGUGCCACAUGCCUGGGCUCCCACCUGGGCCAGUGGGCUUCAGUCUGUAGGUGACUACAGAAGGAGGAGGAGCUCCGUCUGUUCUCUCUUCAGGCAGUUGUUGUGUCUCUCAGCGCUUGUUGGGUUCAAAACCUAUUAAAUAAGUCGACUGGUCUCCACCCUCCCAGACAAGUCAGCUCAGGGGAGGUGGCAGGGUGCGGGCCUUGGCCCACAGCCACGGCCGGGGCCAGGGCCGGCUGUGAGGUGGGCAGGCGAGCAGCAGACAAGACCGUCUCUGCAAGUGCAGCAUAGCCUUGGCCUAGGAUAGCAGGAGUGCGUGGCCAAAGCUGUGAGCAGGGGCACAGGUGGUGGCAGACAGUAGAGGCGCCUUAUGGGGAACAUACUGACCUGUUGUGUGCGCCCCAGUGACCCUGAGUUUGACCAGCAACAGGGGUCCAUGUGUCCCUCUGAAUCUGAGAUCUAUGAGGCCAGAGCUGGGGACAGGAUGGCAGGAGCUGGGAACAGAAUGGCAGGAGCUGGGGACAGGAUGGCAGGAGAUGGGGCCGGGAUGGCAGGGGCACCCAUGGCUGCUGCUGUGCAGCCUGCUGAGGUGACUGUUGAAGUUGGUGAGGACCUCCACAUGCACCACAUCCAUGACCGGGAGAUGCCUGAAGCUUUGGAGUUUAACCCUUCUGCCAAUCCAGAGGCAAGCACAAUAUUCCAGAGGAACUGUCAAACAGAUGCUUUGGAUUUUAACCCUUCUGCCAAUCCGGAGGCAACCACAAUAUUCCAGAGGAACUCUCAGACAGAUGUUGUAGAAAUAAGAAGAAGCAAUUGUACAAACCGUGUAUCUACUGUGCAUUUCAGUCAACAAUACAGCUCAUGUUCGACAAUAUUCCUUGAUGACAGCACAGCCAGCCAGCCUUAUCUUACAAUGACAAUAAUAUCAGUGACUUUGGAGAUACAUCAUGAUAUCACGCAAAGACAUGCAGAUGGAUCUUUGAGCAUAUUUGAUGAACAGUUAUACUCAUUUACGGUUUCCACCAUGCACAUUACCCAGACAAGAAGUGAAGGUGGGAGUUUUAGUAAGGAUUCCUCCUCCAUUCCAUCGACUCCCAGCACCAGCCAGGAGGACCUUCAGAUCAAUGUUCCUCCCACUGCUGACACACCCACGCCCGUUCGCAAGCAGUCCAAGCGCUGGUCCAAGCUGUUUACAUCUGAGAAAGGGAGUGACCCAGACAAAGAGAAGAAAGCCCCGGAGAGCCAUGCUGACACCAUCGGGAGUGGCAGAGCCAUCCCCAUUAAACAGGGCAUGCUCUUAAAGCUAAGUGGGAAAUGGCUGAAGAAAUGGAAAAAGAAAUAUGCCACCCUCUGUGACAAUGGCAUGCUCACCUAUUAUUCAAGCUUAGGUGAUUAUAUGAAGAAUAUUCACAAAAAAGAGAUUGACCUUCGAACAUGUACCAUCGAAGUCCCAGGAAAGAGGCCACCCCUAGCCACACUGGCCAGUGCACCCAUUUCCAGCUCUAAAGGCAAUGGCCUAUUCAAGGACAUGAACAGUCUAUGUACCUCAGCCAAUUCAGACACCGGACUGGGUGACUCCAUAUGCUCCAGCCCCAAUAUCUCCAGCACCACCAGCCCCAAGCUCAACCCACCCCCCUCUUCUCAUGCCAACAAAAAGAAACAACAAAGGAAGAAAUGCACCAACAACUUAAAAGACAAUGGCCUGUCUGGCACUGCUGAAAAACAAGCAGAAAACUUUAUCAUUGUGUCCCUCACUGGCCAAACGUGGCACUUUGAAGCCACGUCAUAUGAGGAGCAGGAUGCCUGGGUCCAAGCCAUCGAGAGCCAGAUCGUGGCCAGCCUGCAGUCAUGCUAGAGCAGCAAAAGCAAGUUCCGGCUACUUUAGACUAGCACAAUGUUAUUUACUAAUAAUCUUGAUCCUUAGCUACAUUUCUCUGCAAUAAAUUUGCUAUGAUGCCAUGAUGGGGAUCAGCAAGCUACGUUUUCCAAGUUCCUUCUAGUGGGAUCCUGCUAGGUUCUGCUAUUGGGAGGUACUAGAGAAACAUAGAAAGGCAAGAGAAUGGAAAAAUAGAUCUCCUUUUCCUGUUUAUUUGCUGUCCUUGCCGAUGUUCUCCCAAGAACAUCUCCUUGCCGUAGGAGCAGUAAUUGUUUCAGUUUACCAGUUUUUUCAGAGCCCCAGAAAGUGCCUCUUCUGAGGUAACAGCAGCAGUUGGAACAUAUCUCUCCCUCAGAGAUCUAGUCUCAGCCCAGGAAGGCUUUUACUCUGAGCUUUAAUUGUAAUAACUCCAAUCUCUUCCCUUCAUUCAUUUAAGCUUCUGAGGAGGCCCCUAUGUGGCCAGGAGAUGGUGGUGAUGGCUGCAUCUUGCAGUCAUUUUCUUUGCUUUCUACAGUGUUGUUACUUGUUUCUCCUAUUUCCUAUGUGGUCAAUGUUUUAAUAUUAACUCAUAGUCAUAGUGUAGUAUUAGUACUUUAUGUGAAAUGACAUGUUUUUUAUAAUGUAGCCACGGCCUACCAAUAGCAUAUUUUCUUUUAGAUUUGGUAAUAUAUAUUUUGCUUCAGUGACUUUAUAUCGUUAUUCGUUGCCCAAAUUACUUUUUCAUAUACAAAACAUCCAAUAUUACCUGGUCCCAUCAUUUCUUCUGAUAUCCAUUGUCCUAUGAUUUCUCCUGGAAAGUGAAUUGUUUAUCCAUCCAUUUCAGUCUCUGAAGUCAUACAGGUCUAUCUAUGUAGAACUCCUGUGCUGCAAUUUAUUCCCUGUGUGAAACUGGGCAAUUCAUUAAUCUGGGAAUAUGUUUCUUCAUAUGCAAAUCAGAGGUAACACUUACCUCACAACAUUGUUUAGAGCAUUAAAAGAAAUAUCAUAUGAUGUCUUUCACACA